Micropterus salmoides (largemouth bass) is the source of this 3919-nucleotide messenger RNA. RefSeq names its product achaete-scute homolog 4. The transcript has 2 exons. The coding region runs from base 61 to 612 and encodes 183 amino acids. Gene Ontology annotation, molecular function: DNA-binding transcription factor activity, RNA polymerase II-specific; protein dimerization activity; RNA polymerase II transcription regulatory region sequence-specific DNA binding. Gene Ontology annotation, biological process: developmental process; regulation of transcription by RNA polymerase II. The record is from RefSeq and is a predicted model, not a curated record. Lineage: Eukaryota; Metazoa; Chordata; Actinopteri; Centrarchiformes; Centrarchidae.
AACCCCAACAAACAAGUUGUCACACAGACUGACAAAGUCCCGAACCAGAACUCCCUACCUAUGAAAGAAGGCCUAUUUAACCACAAACUGGCGAGAUUUAAAAGGAAACUAUUGCUCAAAACGCGAGAUGAUUGUGAGGAAACUUUAACUGGUAUGGAGCACAUCCCAUAUGUCCCUCCACUGGCUCUCCACGGCUUCUCCAUGGAUAACAGCGGUGCGCACUACAGGGACGCGCUUCGACUAGGACUGCCCUUCCACCUAGACGCUGCAUACCUCGACCCUGUGCACGGCCAGAUGUCACCCUACAGACGAUUCUCCUAUUUCCCUUUUGACGGACCCCUCGGUGUGUGUGAUUACUCCUUUGAGCCCGCGUUCAUCCGGAAAAGGAACGAAAGGGAGCGGCAUCGAGUGCGCUGCGUGAACGAAGGUUACGCUCGGCUCAGAGAGCAUCUGCCGCAGGAGUUUGAGGACAAACGGCUCAGCAAGGUGGAGACCCUGCGGGCCGCAAUCGACUAUAUCAAACGCUUGCAGAGGCUGCUGGACUUGAACGUGUCCGGGAUGGAGGUGUCGCUUGGAGACGCGCAGCUCCCGCAGAGGACAGUGCAACAGUGAUGGGGGAUCCAAAACUGGCCUCAGCCACAGAGGGGAAAUAGUUUACUAGUUACAGUACAGUUUGUGUGUGUGUGUUUGUGUGUGCGUGUGUGUGUGUGUCUAAAUUGUAAAAAAAACAAAAAAACAAAGUAGUUGGCACAAUUUCCACUGUUUGAUUUUAUUCCACAUUUUACACAUUGGGCAAAAAAGUAGGGAGGACAGACAGCCACAGUUGACUCUUGACCUUUGGGAACACUAUGUAACAAAAUAGUAAAAGAAUUUGACUGAAGAUUGAAUGAAGUUUGAAGAUUAGCUUAUUGUGUUGCAUGAAAUGGUUGUGUUGAUAUAGUGGUUGUGUGCCUUAUGACAUGAUCAACCAGGUCAUUGGUAGUUUUUAUGGGUGUGACACUGCAAACACAUUGGUGAAAAUGAAAAAUUCAGUGAACAAAGUCUUUACCAUAUGUUGUGAACUUGUGAGUUCUGUAAGUAAUGCAGAUAUUCAUAAAUAUGAGUCAACAAGUAACUCUUGGUCAUGGUGUAGGGCUGAAUAUAGACUUUUUUGUGGGACAACUGACAAGUUUUGCACUUCAUCUAUUUACAUGCAAAGGUGAAUUUAGUGUAGGUCCAUCCAUCACUUGGGAGAUUUCUAAACAAAUAAUUUUUAGCGGUAUUUUAAAUUCUUGUGAGCUUGAAAAGAACCACCUAAUCAUAUUCCUUUACAAUUUAAAUGAAUAAUUCCCAAUGGUAUAAAAGAUGGAUCCAAGAGUAAAGCCGUGCAGCAAUACAGUAUGAAAUAUCUCAGAUUUCAGAUCUUUAUUCUUCUUUAUCAAUUUUUGAUCAGAGUGGUGUUUGUAGCCGUAGUCUACUCUCAAAACCAUAGAAAUAAAAAAUAGUGAAAGAUGACUUUGACUAAAUUCACCCCUUUAAGCGGACCAAAUAAAUAUCUAAAAAAUAUCUAAUUAUUUCGACUGACAUAGCAAUUACUAAUUAUUUAAUUAUUAUGAUUUGCAACAUUAAGGGGAAUGACAAUUUUUACACCAGUAUUUUCAUUUUCAUUGAAAAAACAUAUUAAAAUGAUUAUUAUGAGAUUUUUGAGGGGAUUGCUACCAAACAAAGAUGUUUGUAAAAUAUGAUCACCAAGACAUCUUUGCAGCGCAACAAUAUUUAAUUAAAAAUUGUAUUUUUACAAACGUUUCACCUUUAACAAAUAUUGCGCCUACUUUGAUUCGAAAAUUGCAGUAGGACAUAUUGCGAUUUAGAUAUAGUCUUGCUAAUAAAUUGUUCAGCCCUAACGCACACACAUUGUGACAUUGUCCUGUGGCUGUUUUGACAGUACUUUUUGUAUUUUACUUAUCACAGCAGGAGAAGUACAGAUGGUUAAAACAUUCAUUAGGAAGUCAGUUCAUGAACUGGUACACCUAAACGUAAUGUAGCCAUUACGUCACUAUUAAUCACAGCUGUUUUCUCUGAAUAAGGUCUAUCUUGUCUGAAAUUUAUAUAUUUUUUUAGUUAUGACCAGUAGAGGUGAAGAUUAUAGUACAGUAAUACAGGCUUAACUGUUCCCUAAAGCACAGAAAUGACAAAAAGUGUCUAUUCUGAAAAAAGUCUCUCAUUGUUUUCAGUCACCUGAGUGCUCUUCAGAGACCUCCUAUGCUUACUGGUCUAUCUCAGGGUUCUCAGGAAGUUUUUCUCUCCUAAUAGCUUAAGGAAUGCAUUUAUCAGGGGAGCCCUCAGCCCCGCAAGAGGAACCUCCAAAGCCACCUCCUCUUCCACACCCUAUUUGUGUGUUUAUACUUCCCACCUCCGCUGACCUGCACGGAAACAGCUCACAAUGUCUGAUUUUCAGUAAUAGCAUAACCACAAAUUAGAGGGAAAGAAAGCAAACAAUAUAUUGUAUACAAGUAAAAGGGAGACCAGCAGAGUGGAGUUCAAGUGAACCGUGUUGAUAUGGAAGAAAGGCACCGACAGCCACAAAGGCACAACAUACUCAUAACAAAGGUGUUUGGCUGAGCAGUAUGUGAAUUAGAACCAAUAAUUAGCCAAGUGCUGGUACCCCGGGCUUGAUGGUUCAGUGGCACUCUGAAGAUAGAGAAGAUGAAGCCACUUAAAUGAAACCUCUGCUCAUGAUGGAUGUUUUCUUUUCCCAAUGCACACAGGCUGAUAGUAAUCAGAUUCCAGCACAGAUUCCUUGCAGGCAUUGCUCUGUUUUACUGGAAAGGUUGUUGCUGAUGCAUGAAUGUGAUUUAAUACAGAAGACAGAAGAAAAGGUUUAUAACUUCUACUUCAUCAUCUGGACCAUUCCGAUCAAUUUCUGGAAAUUUCUAGAAACAUCACAUGAAGUGACCUCCUGCAAGAUGGAUUUUGACUCUGGACUUUUUAAAAUCCAUAUGGAACUACAUAAUAUUCAAUCCUUUGUUGAAAUGAGGAAAGAAAAGCAUACUAAGUAAUAUGAUCAGAGAACACCAGCAUGGGCAUCAAACACACAUUUCCUUAGUGCAAGAGUUCUGAGUUCUGUAUUAAUCCUGCUAGUGUUGUCUUCUUUGUGUACAGCUGCAGAUUUGUGUAGCGCAGGCGAAAAAAUUCCUGCGGACAUGCACGAUGACUUGGCAAGAUAAAGUUUUUCAGUUGAUCAAGUAAGAUCAGUGAAGAGACCACCGGGAGAGGCUGCUGCGACGUGCCGAGACAGAGAGCCCACAUUCGGAGACGGAAAUGGAACAACUGCGAGCAACAGGACACACAAUGAUGCAGGAACAGUAGAUAGCAAACAAUAGUGAUUUAACCUGUGGCAUGUUGAUUAAAGUGUUGCGUUGUACUAAAAUUGUGAGCUACACCAGAUAAAGGAUCUAUUGCAUUGUACAGGGGUGGAAGAAGUAUUUAGAUCAUUUACUUACUGUCUUACUAUCAAAAAACUCCAAUAAAGUCCUGCACUCAUUUUUUUUUUACUUAAGUAAAAGUGUAGAAGUAAUGUAAACAAAAUGUGCAUAAAGUAUCACAUGGAAAAACUACUCAUUAUGCAGAAUUGUCCCAUUUAGUGUUAUAUAUUCUGUUAUUGGAUUAUUAUUGUUGAUGCAUUAACAUGCAAGUAGUACUGUAGUAAGUCAGGAUAGAACCAUUUUAACUGCGUCAUAUACAUUUUGGUUAAUUUGCAGAAAUACAUCAUAUUUUAUAAACAAAUAGAUUUUGUAAAGCUUUUAUUUUAAAAAUUAGAGUGAAAAGUAGAAUAUUUCCCUCUGAGAUACAGUAUAGUGGUGUAGAAUUAUAAAGAAGCAUAAAAAGGAAAUACUCAAAUAAAAUACCAACACCUCAAAAUUGUUCUUAAGAACAGAAC